Blepharisma stoltei is the source of this 1325-nucleotide messenger RNA. NCBI's taxonomy places the organism in Eukaryota, Ciliophora, Heterotrichea, Heterotrichida, Blepharismidae. The record is from the annotation of a GenBank genome assembly.
AUGGAAGGCUUCCUCUCUUCCUCAAAGCGUGAAAAUCCGACUUUUAAGCGAAAUCUUGCAAUAAUUGCAGCUAUUGGAGUCAUUGGAUAUCAUUUCUACAUUAAAAACUCCCUAUAAAUCCUUAUUCCAAGAUUCCAUUUUUAGUAAAAAAUAGCUUUAUGCUUAAAUUCAUAUAAAUUUCCUUUAUUUAUUCAGAAUAAUUGGAACUUUUGCUUAUUUGCAAUCUUCAAGGGCUUCUCCAUCACUUCUUGACCAAUAUCAAUCUGAAGAAAGUGAAUUCCAAGAAUUCAUCCAAAAAUACAACAAGGAAUACACCCCAGAAGAAUACGAAAUCCGUUUCCAAAUCUUCCAAGACAACCUUGCCUUCAUAAGAGUCCAAAACUCCUUAAAUCGCGACUGGGUACUUGGAGUCAAUGAAUUUGCUGAUUUGACUAUGGAAGAAUUCAGAAAAUAUUACCUUAGCCCUAUGCAAUUUUCUAUAGCAUGAUUUUUGGUCGAUUUUUUUUGUUUUAUGCUAGCUAGUAUUUAGUCUAGGAAAUAUAUAGCAGUUUUUAGUGACAAAAUUCGAGGAAAUCUUUAAUGAAAUUUAUCCUAUUUUACCAAGAUAAAUCCUUUAGCCUCAAUUUUCGGAUCACCCAGAAUAUUCCAAUUCUGAAAGCUUAAAACUCCCAUCCUCUGUAGAUUGGAGACAAUCAGGUGCUGUAACUGUAGUCCAAAACCAAGGAAGAUGUAGCUGCGCCUAUGCCUUCGCCACAACAGGAGCUGUAGAAGGUGCUUGGAAAAUUUUUAAUGGGACUCUAGUCCAGCUUUCUGAACAAGAAAUCAUUGACUGCUCCAGGAAUUUCGGCAACAGAGGAUGUGAAGGUGGCUCAACUGACAGUGCUUAUAAAUACAUGAUAAAGAACGGAAUCACCUCAGAGACAAAAUAUCCAUUUAUGGCUCAAAACGGGCUCUGCAAAAUCAGUUUAGUCUCAGAAAGUGUUGCUGAAAUAAGCAAUUUUACUGAUAUUUAUCCAAAUGAUACAGUUGGAGUCGAAACUGCAGUGGCUCAGCAGCCAGUUUCUGCGAAUGUGCAAGCUGAUGAAGCAAUUUGGAAGUAUUAUAAAGGAGGAGUUAUUACUUCAAAUUGUGGAACCAAUUUGGAUCAUUCUGUGCUGAUUGUGGGGUAUAAUCUUACUAGUUCUCCUAAUUAUUGGAUUGUUAAGAACUCAUGGGGGCCAAGCUGGGGUGAGCAAGGAUAUAUUAGAAUCGCUAUUAAGGCUGGGCCAGGUGUUUGUGGCAUCCAAAUGCAUGCUUCUUAUCCUACAGCAGUGAAUAGGCUUUAA